Molecule: messenger RNA, 1338 nt
Organism: Dicentrarchus labrax (European seabass)
Lineage: Eukaryota; Metazoa; Chordata; Actinopteri; Moronidae
Gene: tusc2b
Product: tumor suppressor 2, mitochondrial calcium regulator b
Exons: 4
Coding region: 270-605 (111 amino acids)
Biological process (GO): regulation of mitochondrial membrane potential; inflammatory response
Cellular component (GO): mitochondrion
Source: RefSeq, a predicted model, not a curated record
GCCGGAGAAAAAGACGACGAAGAAGAAGGUGUACGUUAGUUAGCAUAACCCUAAAAAGCUAGCGUAGCUGUGUGUUGUAUGAGCUAUUCGCUUGUUACAUAUUUAGCAACCCACCAAGAAAAAAACAUCCGACAACAUUUCAUACCUGCGAACACACCAGACCCCACUUUAGGUUUUAUAUUCUGAAGGUCACACUUUGUCUGGUACAGUAACGCUGUAGCACUACUGGCAGUCCUGUGACACAAGAAAAUAAUGUGCUGCAGCUGAAGAUGGGUGGGAGCGGCUCCAAAUCCAAAGGAUUUUGGCCUUUUUCUGGCUCAGGUAGUACGGACGAUCCAACCAAAGAUGGAAAUGAGCAGUCAAUGGCGAGAGUUCGAAGUUUCCCUAAUGCAACACCUUUCGUGUUGACUAGACGAAGCUCUAUGUUCUUUGAUGAAGAUGGUGACUUGGCCCAUGAGUUCUAUGAAGAGACAAUUGUGACAAAAAAUGGACGUAAAAAAGCCAAGCUGAAGAGGAUUCAUAAAAACCUAACACCUCAGGGAAUUAUAAAGCUGGACAUCCCUUGCAUCCAUGUAGAUUUCCCAGUUGUCCUCUGUGAAGCCUGAUGAUGUCUGAGGAGCGUCUCAGACGGUCCACUUUGUCAACUCCGUCCUGUGGUUUCCCCGACAGCUGGAAGCCCGAACCACCUUUUAAAAUAACAUGAUCUCUUGAUAUAUUUGAUGCCCUUAUGUGGACAGGCUGAUGCAAUGUGUGCUGAGCCUCUGCAUGUGAUCUGUUUUUGGCUUGUGUGCAGUUAGACACAGAAUAGGUCACCAAUGGAGAUCUAGAAGGGUGCCAAGUUGGCCAAACCUGCUCAGUUUACAGAUCAUGGUUUGUGUGCAUGUAAGUGUGAAUGUGUGUGCAGACACAGGAUGAAAUGUGUCAGAGUCCUGAAUUUAUUGCUGCAGAUUGUUUUCUGGUAUGAUUGGUUGAACCUCUGGGAGUUUAGUAGAAGUGACCAGUUCUUCCCUCUGUCACAGUCAUAUCUAGAGUGGGAAAGUUUAAGUGCACACUUAAGUUUUUUGACACCAUCUUGAAUUGCUUUAUUAUGCAUGGAACAGGAUCUGCUUAUCAGUAAUAACGUAGGGAGUUGACAAUCAGUGGCCCACAAUAGCUAAAGUGGAUUAAUGUCAUAUUAUAAUGUUGGAUGGACUGGCUUCAAUGACCUUAGAGCCACACAUGUACACAGCAGCAGUGAGUCUAGUAAGAGAUCCUGUUGUUUCCUUUGCUGCUUUGGCAUACUAUGUUUCACUUUUAAUUUAUUAUAACUGUUUUUUAAUUACAAUUUGAAAUGCUAAA